Messenger RNA from Pollicipes pollicipes, 2192 nucleotides. RefSeq lists its product as uncharacterized. The record is from RefSeq and is a predicted model, not a curated record. The transcript is spliced from 2 exons. NCBI's taxonomy places the organism in Eukaryota, Metazoa, Arthropoda, Thecostraca, Pollicipedomorpha, Pollicipedidae. Bases 135 to 833 code for a protein of 232 amino acids.
CCCUGUAAUGGAAAACGCCUUCUAGUCGUGCUUUUUAAGACGUGGACGGUAAGGGAGAAACAGCAUCAGGAGAAUUGAACACUGGUAGAAUCGUGAGCUGUACGCACGGCGAACGGCACGCCCAUAUAUAGGUGAUGCUGAAAAUGGGAAGCUACGCCGCACGACGCGCACGUCGCCCAGCGAACCCUGUCUAUGUAGCGAGGCGAGCCGGGCUGGAGCAGCACUGGCCUGACGGGGGUCUGCCGUGGGAGAUGGUGGCGAACGAGCCUCGCCUGUGGGAGGCUAUGCGUCAGGCAAUGCCAGAGCAGCAGCUGAACAUGCUGGAGUGCCGUAUCCCGUGGACGGUGGAGCGGUUGCGGGUGCUUGAGGCCGCCACCCGGAGGGCGAGCCCGAGCCUGCCGCAGCUCCCUGAGCCGUCCAGCUUGGAAGUGGAGCCGAGCCUUUCCACGCAGCCACCAACCAUGCAUCAGCCACCGAGCCGCGCGCCGGUCCAGGGCCCUCGCGCCUCGCCCCGGCCCGCUGGCGCGCCGGCCGCCGGAGACGUGGAGCGGUACCGGCCCGUCAUCCAGAACCUGGCCAGCAACCUGGGCAGUUCGCACUCGCGGGAGCUGGCGUACGAGCUGGGGCUGCCCAUCGGCACGGUGGACGGCCUGAAGGAGUCGAGCCGCUCGGUCAGCGAGUUCACGCGGUCGGUGGUGGUGCGGUUCCUCAGCUCGCCGUGUCUGCACCGCGAGGACCCGAUGGACAAACUGCUGACUGCUCUGCGGCGCAUGAACCUGAACAUGACGGCAGAUAAUCUAAGCGAUCUCAUGGACUUCGAGGGUCUGCGGUAGGCGGAACAUGUGCUGCUCCGGCCUGCGGUAGCCGGAGCAUGUGCUGCUCCGGUCUGCGGUAGGCAGAGCAUGUGCUGCUCCGGUCUGCCUUAGGCGGAGCAUGUGCUGCUCCGGUCUGCGGUAGGCGGAGCAUGUGCAGCUCCGGUCUGCGGUAGGCGGAGCAUUAGCGUGUGGUGCUCCGGUCUGUGAAACUGGUCAUCAUUAUCGCUUACAUUUCAGGGUGUUCAGCUGUGCUGUACACCUGGCUAGGUGCAAGGCUGCGGAGAGUCGGUCCCCAAUCGAGUUAUGUAAGGAGGGUGGCCUGAAUUCCUUGUGCUAAGAACGAGCGCAGGUGUUUUACCCAGAACUUAUUUUAAGCAGUGUUUAUUGGUACAUUCAACAGGCAGCCACCCACGCGAGAACUGCUAUCGUAUCUCAGUUAGGGUUGGCUAGCUGCGAGGCUGUACUUACAAACGGGCGUAGGUUUGCCCUGCUGUGCGACAUUCUGGUAUGGUUGCCAGUUUCAUCCUGAUCAUCCGGAUCAUCCAGCCAUCCGGGUCUUAUAUCUGCUCGCUUGCAGUUAUCUAUGGUAUGUAGCGCGGCAGGCAUAAUGUUGUUUCGCAAAUGACACCGGUGCAUCGGAGUCCUGACCACUGUGUGGGUGCAAAAUUUUUAAUAAGGCUUGUUAGUGCAUGAUGCACGGAUGUUUACCUUGCGAGGGCCCAUGUAUCCACAUGGGCCCUCGCAUACGAGGCUCAUAUACACAGUACGUGUGCAAUGAUUAUCAGCAAGGUGUGGGACCAUCCAAUGUCUCUGAGAUUUGACUAUGUUCCGUACAACACCAAACGCGUACCAGGGCAACCGGAUGCUGCUGGUCUGGGCUUGGUGUCGUCGGAUCGCCGCCGGUUGAAGAUAGUGGUCCAGGUGCGAAGAGGGCAUUGUUACACACCGUUUCAUCAAAAGUUGGCGUGCUAUUCAAGACGCUAAGAAUGAGUUUGAAUUGAUGGGUGGAACCUGUGAGGAAUGGAAUCAUAGCUGUAAGGUUCGAUGUUGAUGGCAAAUGCAUGCCACAUUUGAACUGUUGAUAUUUGACUGCCAAGUGUGCGUGGCUGAUUAGGCCACGUUGAUAAGUUAGUCUGUCGCUGGGCAAGAACGAACGAAUUACUAGGAACCUGACAAGCUAGAUUCAUAACAGUACGAGGCAAUGUGGUACGCGUAAAUGCAAUACGAAAAAUCUGUACAUGAAAAUAAUUGUGACGCCUACAAUUAUGCGACGCUUCACGGGCGCAACUUUUUUCGUGAACAGCAACGUGAAUGUGAAGGUUUACGUCCCGAGUUUUGCGUACGAAGGUCUCCAACACUAAGGUUUGCGGAUUGAAA